This is a messenger RNA of Colossoma macropomum (tambaqui), 4244 nucleotides long. It is a transcript of the gene tmem245, whose product is annotated as transmembrane protein 245. NCBI's taxonomy places the organism in Eukaryota, Metazoa, Chordata, Actinopteri, Characiformes, Serrasalmidae. The coding region runs from base 103 to 2667 and encodes 854 amino acids. The transcript has 18 exons. The record is from RefSeq and is a predicted model, not a curated record.
GUUCCGUACACAGUGGUCAGUCCGGCAGAGUGAGAGAGGGUGAAACAGAGGGAGAGAGGUGGAGAGUGAGUGAGUGAGUGAGGGGAGCGGUAACCAGCGAACAUGGCAGACGCGGAGACCCCGGGAGUGGACGGGGAUCUGGCUGGGCGCGCGCCGCCGCUACAGCACGCGGUGGGCUCGGUGAGUCAGCCGUCUUCGCUCAAGUUCGACCGCAACAUUAAGCAGGCCUUCUACAACACGGGCGCCAUGAUCUUCGUGGCGAUCUGCUGCGGCGCCGCCGUGCUCGUCUACUUCAUCCUCGAGGCCUUCUUGAGGCCACUGCUAUGGGCCGUGCUCUGCGGUACCUUCCUGCACCCGUUCAAGCACUCGCUGGCGCGCCUGGGCCGCUCGUGGCUGCGCGGUCUGCGCGAGAGCGGCACGCCGAUCGUGCUUGGCACGCUACUCGUGCCCGCGUGCUGUGUCAACUACGGCGUGGAGGCUCUGGGUGCGCUCGUGCUCGAGCGGCUGCACGUGCUGCUGGCCAUCGGAGCCGGAGCUCCGCUGCUCUACCUGCUCUACCUGUUCUGGAGCGUCAUCGGCAUGCAGGUGGUGCUCGGACAUAUGUGCGCAGUCAUAUGCUGCGCGCUCGACUACUUCAACUUACUGUGGGUUGGCACGUUAGUUGUGGGCUAUGUGUUGGCUGUGGCGUUUAAGUGGACCCCCGGCAUGGAGGGCUACCUGCGUGCCAUGUCAGUGCCUGUUUGGACAGUCCUCAUAUUCUACCUGGUGUCUCUGACGGGGGCCUGGCGAGUGCCUGUGUUUGUAGUGGUGGUGUCUCUGCUAAUAGUGGGUUCUCAGGAGAAAGCCUCUGUAUCAGGGAAAGGUGAACUAUCAGGACAAGUCCUUUCUUUUGCUGCUAAUACUAUCUACAUGGCCAUCUCCUGCAGCAACUACACCACUGCUGCUGAGUCAGAAGAAGAGAGUGGUAGGAAAACACCAUCUAAAGAGCCAGUGGACUCUUCCAGAAGGGUCAUUGGAGUUUCUGCUACCCCUCUGCGCGUGCGCCAAGAGUUCCAGGGAUUCCCACACAAAGAGAAGGCCAGUGAUAUCUACUUUGUGCUGCUGGUUUGGGCUAUAGUGCUGGUGCAGGUCUGGCUCAACCUCUGGAUCCUCCAGCUGUUGCCCAUCCCUUUUGCGGUGUGGGUGAUCAAGAAGCUGGUGGUGCGUUUUGGAGUGAAAGAUUUUGCAGAGCGGACCCUGGCGGCGUGGUGGGCGGUGUUGGAGAAGUUUGUUCGAGACAGACAGGACGCUCUGCUGCCUGGUCCAAUCAAAGGGCUUGCACAGUUUCUGCUGAGGGUCGAUACCAAGCUCUGGCAUUGGCUUAACAAGCAGCUGAUUGUGUGGUUGGAGAAAUCUCUGGAUAAACUCAUCAGCAUCUUUAUCAUUUUCUUACUGGUUACAGGGACUCUGCUCAUGGCCCUCCUGCUCACUGCUAUGGUCCAUCAUGAGAGUGCCCAUAUCAUAGAGGUCACCAGCAACCUGAUCAACGAGACUGUGGCCAACCACCCUGAGUGGGCCAACUGGCUUCCAGAGGCUCGUGUAAUUCAGAAGGCUCUCAACUCUGCUGCCACAAAUGUUUACCAGCAUGGGAGAGAAUGGAUAACUCAAAAGCUCCACAAGAUGCUUGGUGAUAAGGUGAACAACACUGCAGUGAUAGAGAAGCAGGUUCUGGAACUGUGGGACAGGCUUUACCACUCCUGGUUUGUCAAGAAUGUAACAUACACUGGACGCCACCGUGGCCAGAAGCUCCACCUGCAUAGACACAACAGCUGGCUGGGUGACAUUCUGGACUGGCAGGACAUCGCCUCCUUCGUGCAGGAAAAUAUUGAAACACUGCUCUCGAUUGUGGAGUCUCUGUGGGUGGUGAUGAGCCGCAACGUGGGUUUGUUGAUCUCCACGACAACUACACUACUCACUGUACUCUUCCAUAGCGGAACAGCGCUGCUCAACUUUGCUCUGUCACUGGUGAUUUUCUUGACCACCCUGUUCUACUUGUUGAGCUCCAGUGGGGAAUACUAUAAGCCUGUUAAAUGGGUGAUUAGCCUCACGCCGCUGUCUCAGCCUGGACCCUCAUCCAACAUCAUUGGCCAGUCUGUGGAGGAGGCCAUCAGGGGUGUGUUUGAUGCAUCUCUUAAGAUGGCAGGUUUUUACGGCCUCUACACCUGGCUCACACACACCAUCUUCGGCAUCAACAUCGUCUUCAUCCCCUCAGCAUUGGCGGCAAUUCUGGGCGCUGUACCGUUCUUGGGGACGUACUGGGCGGCGCUGCCGGCGGUGCUGGACCUGUGGCUUGCGCAGGGCGAGGGGGUCAAAGCUGUAUUGCUGCUCUUCUGCCACCUACUGCCAACAUACUUUGUCGACACUGCUAUCUACACUGAUAUAUCAGGGGGUGGUCACCCUUAUCUGACUGGCCUGGCUGUGGCUGGUGGAGCGUACUAUCUUGGCUUGGAGGGGGCCAUCAUAGGCCCGAUCCUGCUCUGCAUUCUAGUGGUAGCAUCUAACAUCUACAGCGCCAUGCUGAUGAGCCCCAGCAGCAGCCAGCCCACACCAGUACAGAGUACCUUCCCUCAACACCUGGGCCGGCCCUUCUUUGAUUCUCCUUUGCUGCUGAAAAGAGGGACAGAGUGAAAGAAAGCCUGAGUUCUUUCAUGUGUGCUCUGCUGCUGUUCGGCCCUCACUCCUCAGACGAGCUCCCCUCUGGGGUCUCCCGCACAGCCUCGCAAGGGCACAGAAUCUCCGCCUAUAAAACUGCACUGGAGGCCUGUUCAAGCUCAAGAACAAAAUACUGCAGUACCCUUAAACAACGAAUUACCCCUGUCGGCGAUGAUGAGAGUGCAGUGCCCUGAUGCUACAUCUCCUUUUGAGCUAUACUGAGCUCCCUUAAGGCUCAGAGCUAGGGCUGAAUAAGUGCGGUAUUAUUUAGACAGCUAGCACCUAAACGCCAAAUUCAGUUAGCACUGUGGUGCUUUGGCUUGCACUCCAAUGCUACGUGAAGUAGCACACUAAUGUUAACUCUACUAAAUUAUCACACACAAGACUGCACUGUAAAGCUCAAAUAACAUUUGCUCAGAAUCCGUUUUGAUGGUUAGUUUAUUUGUACGGUUGUUUCCGUCCGUUAGUGCUCACAAAAUAGUUAACAUAUCGUGAUAAUACAGAAUUAUCCUACUGUGUGGACAUGUACAGCGCCAAUGACUCUAAAGGUGUUUGAGCGUGUGCGUGCGCGUGUUCAAAACUUCUAGAUUUUCCAGUUAAAAAGUUAAACAUUCUAUUGUUUGCCAUAUAUGAAAUACCUGCCUUUUUAAGGCUCAGAUCAUUUUUAUUCACAAACCUAAUAUUUGAACAUAAUGUCAGAGAACGUUUUUUUUGUAUUUUCAUGCAAAUAUUAGGAUGGUUUGUUGUUCCUGCUGUUAUUAAAAAAACAGUUCUAACUAACUACACGGCUGACGACACAGGCAUUACUUACGCUUACUUGCACAUUUUGGUUUUUUUUUGUUUGUGUGAAAACGCACAAUUUUGCCUUAUUCUCAUCUUACCUCAAUCCUUCAUAAGACUACAUUUAACACCCCAGCACUGAUGAGUUUGUCACUGAGUUUAGUGUGUGUGUGGAAUACAGGAAGAUACUUCUAGCACAUUCACCAGCACUUUGUUUUCUUUCAGCUCAUGCUUGUUGUGCUUUAUUACUUAAAGGGGCAUUCCGGCCUUUAUCCAGAGUUGAAUACGUUAUUUCUUGGGUUAUUCUGUAGCACAGCAUUGUAUCCCUCAGCCUCAUAGGUUUGACAAGAUGUUCAUGUUUUCAUCCAUCCAUGUUAUCUCACUACAAUACCCAGCAUGCAUUACACAAAUACAUUAUACAUUGGCAAUCCCUGUGGUGUCAACCAGUCCUGAUUGCUGGCCUAGCUGAUCAAAGCUGAUCUAACAAAUACAACUAAGCUAGCAUUACGUCAGUCCUCAAACAAAAUCUCAGUGAUUCUAUCUAGAAUCAGCACAGAAUGGACACCAAAGACAAGUUUUUACUAUUUCAUCCAGAGAAAAGGAACCAAACUGAGGUAAGAUAUCUAGAUAGCCAGAUACCUUGCUAACUUCAGUGUCCACCUCCUCAUCCGACAAGUUAUUUCUGCAUUUGAGUAAUCUGUUCUGUCCACUGUAAUGUUGACUGGAAGAUAUUCAGCAUCCUAGCUGUAACAUCCCUGCAUUUGACAGCUAAA